Messenger RNA from Beta vulgaris subsp. vulgaris (sugar beet), 1534 nucleotides. RefSeq names its product flagellar radial spoke protein 5. The coding region runs from base 114 to 1265 and encodes 383 amino acids. NCBI's taxonomy places the organism in Eukaryota, Viridiplantae, Streptophyta, Magnoliopsida, Caryophyllales, Amaranthaceae. The transcript has 9 exons. Gene Ontology annotation, molecular function: oxidoreductase activity. The record is from RefSeq and is a predicted model, not a curated record.
AAUUAAUAGAAACCCCAAACGACCAAAUCCCAAUCAAUUUUCCCAUAUCCUCCCAAGUCCCAAACCCCAAUCCCUCAUCUUCACUUCACCAAGUCAUCAAGCAAAAAAGAGAAAUGUCAGCAUUUGUGAACAUAAACCCUCUAAAACCCAUAAAAUACACUACUCAAACUCGGCGUUACUCGCCAAAACUCGGACGGAACUCAGUGAGGUGCGAGUCAAGUACAGAGGUUACGACAGAAAAGCGGCAAAUAAAGGUAAGUAACGGCAACAAUUCGCUGGAAAUAUGCCGAGUUUUAAACGGAAUGUGGCAGACAAGUGGUGGUUGGGGACGUAUUGAUAGAAACGACGCCGUUCAAGCCAUGCUUCGUUAUACUGAUGCUGGUCUUUCUACCUUUGACAUGGCUGAUCACUAUGGACCUGCUGAAGAUUUAUAUGGAAUCUUCAUAAAUCGAGUCCGCCGUGAGCGCCCACCUGAGUUGUUAGAAAAGGUCAGAGGUCUCACAAAAUGGGUUCCAUCACCAGUUAAAAUGACUAGAAGUUUUGUAGAAGGGAGCAUUGAUGUUUCAAGGAAAAGAAUGGAUGUUGAGUGCUUGGACAUGCUUCAAUUCCACUGGUGGGACUAUGCCAAUACUGGGUAUCUUGAUGCGUUGAAACAUCUUACGGAUCUGAAAGAUGAAGGAAAAAUUAAGACCGUGGCUCUUACAAAUUUUGAUACGGAAAGGUUGCGCAUAAUUCUUGAAAAUGAGAUUCCUGUUGUUAGCAACCAGGUGCAACAUUCACUUAUCGACAUGCGUCCUCAGCAGAGAAUGGCAGAGCUUUGUCAGCAAACAGGAGUCAAACUUAUAACGUAUGGAACAGUUAUGGGUGGGCUUCUAUCUGAGAAAUUCCUCGAUACGAACUUGGCCAUUCCUUUUGCGGGUCCUUCACUUAAUACUCCCUCCCUGCAGAAGUACAAAAGGAUGAUUGAUGCAUGGGGAGGAUGGAGUCUUUUCCAAACAUUGCUUCAAGUGCUUAACAAAGUAGCCAGGAAGCAUGGUGUGUCCAUUUCAACUGUUGCUGUUAAGUACAUACUGGAUCAGCCAGCUGUAGCAGGCUCCAUGGUAGGUGUAAGACUCGGGCUGUCAGAGCAUAUUAAGGAUGUCAACGCUGUUUUUUCACUUGUUCUUGAUGAGGAAGACGUUGACAGCAUCCGUGAAGUGUCCAGUAGGGGGAAGGAUCUCAUGAGAGUGAUUGGUGAUUGUGGAGAUGAAUAUAGGCGCGCCUAACACAUAGAUACAGCUGCAUUUCAUGGUUCAUCUUUCUUCCUGUAUGGAGGAACGAAUACUAGUAUCAUAGGAACAUUAUGUGUACAUUGCCGAACAUUAUGUGUACAUUGCCGGAUUUUCGUAUAUGAUCAAAAUUCUUGUAUACAGUGUAAUAGCAAUCAGCAAUUGAGAACUUGAUGCUGCAAUGAGUAGCUGUACAUUUUUGGCUUACAAAUAUAUUCAAAGAUGUUCCCAAUACUUUGUAUUUGAUGAAAGAUAUUUUAUACACU